AGCACUGGAGCCUGGAGCAUACCAAAACUAGAACAAUACUGACUUGUGUUCAAGUCGCUCAAUCAAUCAUUUCAUAGUCUUAUAUUGUAAGAACAGUACCUAUUCAGAGCUACUGGACGCUUAAGUAGUACAAUAUGGAUAAUAGAGUCAAGUUCUUUUGGUUUUUGAGUGCUCUUUGUGUCGUUCAGAAUGUUAUCUGUGCAGAAUACCAGAAUGAAGCAUCUUUCACGCCGGUAGUGUUGUGGCAUGGGAUGGGAGACAGUUGUUGCUUUCCCUUCAGUAUAGGAGGCAUAAAGAAGAAAAUUGAAGAAACUCUGCCAGGUGUACAUGUCGUUUCACUGAAAAUAGGUAAAAACAUAGUUGAUGACAUGGAAAAUGGUUAUUUCAUGCACCCUGACAAACAGAUUCAAUAUGCUUGCGAUACUAUCAAAGGUGAUCCUUUGCUGUCGAAUGGUUUCAAUGCUGUAGGUUUCUCGCAGGGAUCUCAGUUCUUGAGAGCGUUGGUACAAAGAUGCCAAGAAGCUAAGAUGAAAAAUUUGAUCACCCUUGGUGGUCAACACCAGGGAGUGUAUGGUUUGCCUAACUGUGGAGGUUUGUCAUCCAAAACAUGCGACUAUAUCAGAAGACUUUUGAACCAUGCUGCUUAUUAUGGGUGGGUGCAGAAAACAUUGGUGCAAGCCACUUAUUGGCACGAUCCUCUUAACGAAGACAUGUACAAAAACUAUAGUUCUUUCCUAUCAGACAUAAACAACGAAUUGACUAUGAACCAGACGUAUAAAGACAGAUUGCUCACCCUGGAGAACUUCGUGAUGGUCAAAUUCCUCAACGAUUCUAUUGUUCAACCUGUCGAAACUGAAUGGUUUGGCUUUUACAAACCUGGACAAGCAGAAAUAGUAACUGAUUUGAGGUCCUCUGAUUUGUAUGUAGAGGAUCGGCUUGGUCUGAAACAACUGGAUGGAGAAGGAAAACUUGCCUUUCUGGGUAUAGAAGGGAACCAUUUGGAAUUCGAUUGGAAAUGGUUCAAUUCCACUAUCAUAGAGAAAUAUUUGAAAAACUGAAAUUUUUCGAAAAUAAAUGUCUAUUAUUUUUGUACAUUAUGUACUUUUGAUUCAUUCAAAUUGUGAUAGGAACUUAGAUACUCACAAAAGCUGCAGAUGUAGUUAUAGGUAUAAGCCUCAACUAUUCAAAAUUUUCAUUGAAGCCUUAUGUAAGUACAUUUAUUUAUCGUUAAACCAUACUACCUUAAAAAAAAAGUAUGCCAGAAACAACAUGUGUUGAUGAGUGGAUGUAAUGACUCUUUUCUAAAAUGUGUGUGUAAUUAUUAUUAUAGUUAAAAUAUAAAUCUAAAUGAACUAUUGGUCAAAUCAUUGUAACAUAUAUAUGUACACAUACAAUCUUUAUCAAUUACACAGUAGCUAUUCUCUAAUUCAAAGUUACGAUCAAAAUGUUGCCAAACCAACAACGGACUGGCCUAAGUUUUCAGUGUGCUGUAUUGUUAUUUUUGAGUACUUCGUUGAAAUAAUAAGAAAAGUCUGACUGAAUUGAUAUUUGUUUGUAGGUAUCUUUAUCUUUUAUGAUUGUUUAUAUUGUGUGAUUUUGUUGUUGUUUUUCUUGUUAUAACUUCUUAUACUUUUUGAUCUGGUGAAUAUGCACCACCAAUAGAAGAUCAGCUAAUAA
Molecule: messenger RNA, 1677 nt
Organism: Coccinella septempunctata (seven-spotted ladybird)
Lineage: Eukaryota; Metazoa; Arthropoda; Insecta; Coleoptera; Coccinellidae
Gene: Ppt1
Product: palmitoyl-protein thioesterase 1
Exons: 5
Coding region: 135-1058 (307 amino acids)
Biological process (GO): receptor-mediated endocytosis; protein depalmitoylation
Cellular component (GO): lysosome
Molecular function (GO): palmitoyl-(protein) hydrolase activity
Source: RefSeq, a predicted model, not a curated record